This is a messenger RNA of Vitrella brassicaformis, 2752 nucleotides long. The record is from the annotation of a GenBank genome assembly. Lineage: Eukaryota; Vitrellaceae.
GCAUAUGCUACAUGCAGACGGGGGGCGAGAUCCCGUCUCACUGUCGUGAGGAUGGCACAGAGGCGACAGCCGGGAGGUCCUGGAGGGCCUCAGCAAACGACACUCACCUGUAAGCACAGCACGGCAGAGAGAUUCUGGAGAGCAAAGCAGGAUGUGAGACGCCCAUGCACAUGUGUGUCCUCUCUCUGUGUUCCCCGUGUGUGUUGUCAGUCAACCUGAAGGAGAAGCCGCCGCACCCAUACGCCAACCUCAUGUAAGAAGGCAAACCACGCCCCCACCCCGUCUCUCUCUCUCUCUCUGUUGAUGUCUGUCUGUCUGUCUGUCUGGAUCGUCUGCAGGCGCCGUAUGGUGGAUCGUCUGCAGGAGGUGCAGCAGGAGGUCGCCCAGGAGACCGCAUCGGCCAUCGAGUUCGAACACACAUCCAAAAAGGUCGGUAGAGACGGAGGGAGAGAGGAAGAGAGAGCUGUCGAGCUUUGCAGGCAAUCGAGUCCAUAGCGCGACAGCUCGACACGGUCAAGUCGGCCUUUCACUCACUCAUGGACGUGGUCAGUCAGCCGCACACACGCACACACACACACACACAAAGGAGAUCUGUGUCUGUGUCUGUGUCUGUGUGUGUGUGUGUGGGUGGUGUGUGUGUCAGCUGAUGGAGGAGAUGCAGCAGCUGGAAACGAGCUUCACCGCCCUGCAGGCACCCAUCCGCACACACACACACACUCACACACACACACAGAGAGAGAGAGAGAGAGCAUUGAUGCGUUGGUUGGUUCGUCAGGGUGAGCACGAGAGGCUGCAGACUGAGGUUGGUGCGAUGGACCAGCGCGUGCAGACCAACACCAUUCGACUCAGGGAGGACCUCCACUCCAUGCAGAAGGACACACGUAAACACACGCACACACACAGAGAGAGAGAGAGAGAGAGCAAUAAGACGCCUCUCGCUCUCUCUCUCUCUCUCUGUGUGUGUGUGUGUGUGUGUGUGUCUGUGUGUGUGUGCAGAUCAGCGGUGCACGUCGGCGUCAGACGAGGUGUCCCGCCUCGAGUGUCAGCUCGUCAGCCUCUGCGAGAAGGAGGCCUUCCUCAAACAAAACGUCCAGACCAUCAACGACACUCUCGCCAAAAGGUGCGUCUUGUCCAAUGAUGUCUUCUCAUGGAUGGAUGGAUGGAUGCAGGCAGGGAGAGGUGGAGGGCGCCGUGACGACUCUGCGGCAGGAGAUCUCGCAGAUCAAGGACACACAGGAUGUCACUGUGAGCAAGAAGCCACGGAAAGGACACACCCCCCCACACACACAGACCCACACAUCCCUCUCCCUCUCCCCUAUGUGUGUGUAUGUGUGUGGGUCAGAGGAGGGAAUCGCGAGCGUCUGUGUGUGCCUUGGAAACACGCCUGGACAACCUCUGUGAAGCGGUGAGCACUUCUGCACACACAUACACAUAUAUAUGGGGGUCACCACACAAGAUGAUGACCACACAAGAAAUCCAACUCCGACCACACAGAGGAGUGGUGUGGGGACACAACAGCCAAUUUUAACCGUCUGAUGUGAUAUGAUAUGAUAAUGGCCACACACACACUCACACACACGCGAGACACCCACACCAUGCCGCAUCACGACACCUGACUGUCUGCCUGUCUGUGUGUCUGUGUGUUUGUUGAUGCACCUGCAGCUCGAGAACCGCUUCACCAAAAUGGAGCGCGCGCAACAGGCAAGCACCGCCCCCUCUUGCCCCACACACAGAGAGUGAGAUUGUCUGAUGUUGUGCAGACUCACUGGGACUGCCUCAAGAGCUGGGCCAGCCGCUCUCGCAGCACACACCCCCCGCUGCCCUCUGCCCUGGAGAACCCCUCCCCCCACACACCAGCACCAGCAGCCACACACAAGCCCAUUAUUACCGACCCGGAUCCCCACACCCACACCCACACCAGCACCAGCAUCCAUCUCCCGGCCCUGCCGCCCACAAAGCCGAUCGACAUCACAGGAUACUCCCACAGUGUCAUGAGGGACUACGUCAUGGGCAAGCAGAAGCAGACAGGGCCUUUCUCGCCGCCCACUGUGUCGCCGACAGGGAUUGGCAAGGGGGGCUCUUCGCUGCGGCCGCAGCAUCUUGUGGGUGUGGGCAAUGUGCCCAGUUUGUCGCCGUCAAUCGCUGGAGGGGUCGGGGGCGUUGGGGCGCGGUCGCCGCCGAUCCCCAUCAUCCCUUCUGCUGCCGAUGGUGGGUCGUUGAGAAGGUCGAUUGGCUCUACUUGUCAUUAUGUCUCUUUCUUUCCUUCAGAGGAAGAUGGUUUAGGCAUGAUUAGAGGCGGGAAGAUCCCCGACGCCGCGAGGGGGCCCCCCUGUCUCUCCCCCCUCUCUCCUCUGUCAAUGUCGCUGCGCCAACACCAGCAGCAGCAGUACCCCCGCGCCGCCCUCGGCGGACACACAAGGGGAGCGGUGGGUGUGGAUGCGGCUCUGCCGUCACCUGACGUUGACCAUACAGUCGGUGUGGGUGGUGGCUUGGGGGGCUUGGGGGGGUUGAGGAGGGAGCAGAGGGACGGGGAGUAUGUGAUUUGCAAAGGGGGGGUGCCGACGCCCAUGUAUGCCGCGGCGGGGUACGUCGGUUGAUUGAGGGCUGCUGCGUAUCUGUCUCUGUCUGUCUGUCUGUCUGGGGGGGUCUGUGUGGGUGUAGGUGAUGGCUAGAGGGCUGGCGUGUUUGUGUGAGAGAGCCGCCUGACGCUUCUUUGGCUGUGUGUCUGUGUCUGUGUCUGUGUGUGUGUGUG